Molecule: messenger RNA, 2096 nt
Organism: Syngnathus acus (greater pipefish)
Lineage: Eukaryota; Metazoa; Chordata; Actinopteri; Syngnathiformes; Syngnathidae
Gene: edar
Product: ectodysplasin A receptor
Exons: 12
Coding region: 172-1692 (506 amino acids)
Biological process (GO): positive regulation of JNK cascade; positive regulation of canonical NF-kappaB signal transduction
Cellular component (GO): plasma membrane
Molecular function (GO): signaling receptor activity
Source: RefSeq, a predicted model, not a curated record
GGAGAGUCAUGUUCUCUUGUGUGGACUGAGACCUUCAUAGUCAGACCGUCAGUGAUGCUAAUUCCAGGUUGAUCCUGCUCAAGGUGGACCAGGACUGCCAGCUGAAGAGCAACAUCCACUGGUGUGCCUUCCACUUACCUCCGAGGAUCAUCGCAGGAAUUGAGCGCAAACAUGCUGCAGAAGAGAGGAAGGACAAAAUCCAUCUUGGUGUCCUCAAUUUUAGUGUGUUGUAUGCUUGCGAGUGCAGAGUAUUCCAGCUGUGGCGAGUACGAGUUCUUAAACCAGACCAGCAACAGCUGCCAGGCAUGCCCUCAGUGCCAGCCAGGACAGGAGCCGCACAUGACGUGCGGCUACGGCGUGAAGGAUGAAGACUUCUCCUGUGUACCGUGUCCACAUGGGAAGUACUCCAAAGGCAAAUAUGAGAUCUGCAGACGACAUAAAGACUGCGACGCCCUCUACAAAGCCACAGUGCGCACGGUGGGAACGUCAGACAGCGAUGCGGAGUGCGGGCCCUGUUUGCCAGGGUAUUAUAUGCUGGAGAACAGACCCAGAAAUCUCUAUGGGAUGGUUUGUCACUCCUGCCAGAACGCGCCACCUAACACCAAAGAAUGUAUGCAGAACAAUGUGCCAGUUCAAAAACCGCAAUCGGAUCCUGGCAGCACCACCGUGUUCCCUCAUCUUCAAAAAGAUCCAACAGGACAAGGUCACCUAGCGACGGCUCUCAUUAUCGCCAUGUCAACCAUUUUCGUCAUGGCCAUCGCUAUUGUUCUUAUCAUCAUGUUUUACAUUCUGAAGGCCAAGCCAAACAGCCAAGCAUGCUGUCAUGGCCAAGUGAAAUCAGUUGACACUCCGACCAAUAAACAAGAGGACAAGAAAGACAUCCCUGACAAGGUUGUGAUCUAUUCUGAAAAAGAUGAGUUUGGCAAACUUCAGGCCUCACCUCAAAUGGCAGUGAAAAGCGAAAACGACGCCUCGUCCGAGAACGAGCAGCUGUUGAGCCGCAGCAUGGACAGCGACGAGGAGGCCACGUCGGAGAAGCAGGGCUUGGCGAACGCAAACAACCUGACGCCUCUCAACAAUGUGGGGAACAAGCCCGACCUCUGCCUGCUCACUCUGGGCGCGCUGGACGCCGACCCAGUCCGCAACGGGACCGCCAACGUCGCCGCUAGCAGUCCCGCUCCCGACCGCACGAACCACAUCAGCAAUGUGACCGCAAUCAGCAACAGCAAUAAAAACCCAGGGAUGUUGCAGAGUCGCAGGAAAAAGAUCUUGGAUCUGUACGCUAAAGUGUGCAAUGUGACAGACGGCUUGAGCCCCACAGAACUUCCCUUCGAUUGCCUGGAGAAAGCCAGCCGCAUGCUAAGCUCCUCCUACAGCAGCAAAGCCGCCGUGGUUAAAACAUGGCGGCACCUGGCCGAGAGCUUCGGCCUGAAGCACGACGAGAUCGGCGGCAUGAGCGACGGCUUGCAACUUUUCGAGCGGGUGAGCACGGCGGGAUACAGCAUCCCCGACCUGCUCACCCGCCUGGUGCAGAUCGAGAGGCUGGAUGCCGUCGAGUCCUUGUGCUCGGACGUUCUGGGAGGCAACGAAGUGGCGGCCGCCGGAGGCCGACGGGGCAUUAACAGUUUUCACAGCCAGUUGGCGUGCCCGUCACCGUAUCAGGCGUCUUCUCACCGCUGCGCCAGCGUCUAAGACAAACGGAUGCAUCCGGAAAUUAGACUGUACCAUCCCUCGUCACAUGAAGAACAUUGGUCGACCAAGAAGCUACAUAUCCAAAAUAAUCGAAUAUGAAUCUAUCAAUCGAUUAGCAGUAGAGGGAGUCUUCCGUAUAUUUGCACAGCUCCACAAUCAGUCCUUUCACCAACGACUUCCUCUUCGGCAACCUUGCCAGAACCAACCUCCACCUCCCUCGUAACUUUUGCUUCCCUUUUUACCUCAAUUAUUGGGUGUGUAACUCCGCAGGGCCCCUAAUAGUCCAAGGUGUUGCGGUUUAUACAGCGGGUGCAAAAUGCCUGUAAGUUCCACCGCCCAAUUAAGCUUUUAAAGACCAGUAAAAGUCCAGUGGAAAAGUUGAAAAAAAAUACAGAGCCACAGCA